Molecule: messenger RNA, 1647 nt
Organism: Dufourea novaeangliae
Lineage: Eukaryota; Metazoa; Arthropoda; Insecta; Hymenoptera; Halictidae
Gene: Mdh2
Product: malate dehydrogenase, mitochondrial
Exons: 5
Coding region: 269-1291 (340 amino acids)
Biological process (GO): malate metabolic process; tricarboxylic acid cycle
Cellular component (GO): mitochondrion; cytoplasm
Molecular function (GO): L-malate dehydrogenase (NAD+) activity
Source: RefSeq, a predicted model, not a curated record
CAGACGUCAGCACUCAGCAGAGCAGACGUGCGCAAAUUAUUCGUACGACGUCGCGCAUGGUUGCAACAUACGUAUAUCUAUAUAUUUUGCAGCCGUUUCGUAGUUGUGUCGUAGCUGAUUGGUUGUGUAGUAGAGAAACGAAACGGAACUUACGGAACGACGAACGUGAAAUAUCAUUGAGGUCACCAGAGUGUCUUUGAAAGGUUAUCGAACGUAGUCUUCUCGAAUUUGAACUCGGUCACAUUCGUGCCCGACAUUCGUUCCGAAUAUGUUGCCACGAUUUCUGAAGCCCACGUUGACCGUCGCCCAGCAAGGAGCGAAGCGGCUCUCCACGAGCGCUCGGCGUGAUGCUAAGGUCGCAGUUAUGGGUGCUAGUGGUGGAAUCGGUCAGCCGCUAUCAUUGCUCUUGAAACAAUCGCCUCUCAUAACUGAAUUAUCAUUGUACGAUAUCGUGAACACGCCAGGUGUCGCUGCUGAUCUUUCACACAUGGACACCAAGGCGAAAGUAAAAGCUUUCACCGGUCCUAAUGAGUUGAAGGAGUCAGUUAAAGGAGCUCAGGUGGUCAUUAUACCUGCUGGUGUACCACGUAAACCAGGAAUGACUAGAGAUGAUCUCUUCAACACAAAUGCUUCUAUAGUAAGAGACCUUGUCCAGGCUGUUGCUGAAAUGUCUCCAAAAGCACUUAUCGCCAUUAUUUCUAAUCCAGUUAACAGCACAGUGCCCAUUGCCUCUGAAGUAUUGCAGAAGGCUGGUGUUUAUGACCCUAAGAGAGUAUUUGGUGUAACUACCCUGGAUAUUGUUAGGGCAAAUACAUUUAUUGCUGAAGCAAAAGGUCUUGAUCCACAGAAGACAUCGGUACCAGUUAUUGGGGGACACAGUGGUAUUACUAUCAUUCCACUGAUUUCACAGUGCAAACCAUCAGUUUCCUUCCCAGAAGAUCAGCUAAAAGCUCUUACGUUGAGAAUCCAGGAAGCAGGUACAGAGGUUGUCAAGGCAAAGGCUGGUACAGGUUCUGCCACACUUUCAAUGGCAUACGCGGGUGCUCGAUUUGGUUUGUCGUUGAUCAGAGCACUCAAUGGAGAACAGGGUGUCGUGGAAUGUGCUUAUAUCAGAUCAGACGUUACAGCGUCGAAAUAUUUCUCGACACCUGUUGUUUUGGGUAAAGCAGGAGUUGAGAAGAAUCUCGGUCUUGGUACUCUUAGCAGCUAUGAAAAGCAACUAUUGGAUGAAGCUAUUCCAGAACUCAAGAAGAACAUUCAGAAGGGAGAAAAUUUCGUGAACAAGAAAUGAAUACUGUAAAUCUGUGAAGUACUAGAUAGAGGCUUGAUUGUGACCACAAACAGGAAGGAGUCAAUAAUUUGAAAUAUUCGUCGUAAAGUUCUCGCGUUGUACGCGAAUCGAUAGGUAUCCGAAAGGUGGAUCCUUUAUAUGUGUAUAUACCUACCAAUCGGUAGGUGAACCUGUAUUACGUACCAUACAGAAUAGAGUAAAAUUCAUUUCUUAUGAAUAAGUAAAGAAACGUACAAAAUCCGGAGGACAGAGCAAGCAGUUUUACUACAUAUUAUAAAUAAUACUCGUAGGCCUCGAUGAAAAAACGUGUCAAAUCUUAAAACAUGAUGUAGCUAAUUUGAAAAUAAAACAAGUCU